CGCGCGUCGCGGGUUGCGUGAGCUGCUGUGAGGAAUUUGUGCACAACAGGGGGCAGGGCAUGGCGGAUCGCAUGCCGCUGCUGCGGCCACGGUUUGCCGCAGCGAGUGACGGUGUGGGGGCCCGCCUCACACUGCUCUUGGCCACGCUCAGCAUCAUAGACCUGCUGGGUGUGCUGCCCAUCAUCGUGCUGCCGAGGACCAUAGCUGAGUGUGGGUGGCUGGGUAUCCCUCUGACGCUGCUGGUGUUUACGCUGCAGAUAUACACGGCGCUGCUUCUGGGCCGCUGCUGGAUCAUCGCAGAAACUCUACAUCCAGAUAUCGUCUACGACAGCAGGUAUCCAUAUGCGGCGCUGGCUGAACUUUCCUACGGCCGCAAAUUUGGGAAGUUUGUGACCAUCCUGCUAGACCUCCAUAUCUUCGGCAACGCAGUACCUGAUCUGAUAGUGGCGGCAGAGAACCUGCAGCUGCUGGGCCUCAAGUCGUCCUCCUGGGAAUUCGACUUCUCCUUCUGCUACUGGACGCUCGUCCUGGGCAUCUGUCUCUGCCCCAUCACUUGGCUCGGCACGCCCAGGGACACCAAAUGGGUGACGACACUAUCAGUGAUGCUGGUGGUGUCCUCUACGCUGCUGGUGUGGGCGUGUUUGGUCGCCAGCGGGGGCGAAUGGAGGCCCGUCCCACUCCCCGAUCCUGCCUGGGACUCUGUCGCUAUCGCAUACGGCGUUCUCGCCUUCCAGUUUGAUGUACAUCCACUAAUCCUUAGCGUGCAGAUGGAGAUGGACCGCAAGGACCAUCUUGGUUAUGCCAUCCUCGGAGCAUUCUUUGUGACGGGCGGCCUGUCGCUGGCGACGACGGGCGUGGUGCUGGCGCGGUUCGGUGGCGCGGCGCGCGCCAACCUGCUGCAGGGGUUCGCGUCCAGCCCGCAGCUCUACUUGGCGCUGCUGCUCGCCACGGCGCAGCUCUGCCUGGCGCUCGUGCUGUCCGCCGCGCGCUGCUUCGGCGACAUCGAGGACAAGCUGGGCAUGCCGCAAGGUUUCGGGUGGCAGCGCGCGCUGCUGCGCACGGCACUAGUCGGUCUGGCGGUGCUGGCGGCGGAGGGCGUGCCGCGCUUCGACCUGCUGAUGGGGCUGGUGGGCGGCUCUCUGACGGGCCCGCUCAUGCUGCUGCUGCCGCCGCUCGUGUACGCGCGCCUGCGCACCAUGCAGGACCAGGCGCGACGCGUCCCGGCGCCCGACUACACCGCCACCGACGACAGCGUCGACGAGACGCUGCCGCCGAGUCUGCCACCUGUCGGCACUGCCGAGAGCGGUCUGCUGCGAGCGACCGCGUGUCGCCUGCUGUCCCUGGAGGGAGCUUCGGAUGAGGGCCCUCUGUCUAUCUGGGAGACGCUGCUGGUCUCUUCCGUCGUCGUGGCGGGCAUCGCCGCGUCUCUGGCAGCCACCUACUUCAGCAUGCGCGACUCCAUCAACAUCGCCCAAUUCUCGCCUCCAUGUCUGCAGUAGCCGGUCGACCAGUGGGAUGGUCAGCGUCUUCCUUCCGGUGCCCUGUUGCUGGCAGAACACGUACCGUCUCUUCAUCCACUAUCUUCGACUGGCUCUCAACAAACAUCGCAUUUUCCAUAUGGUUCAUGCGUAAGCAGUCGGGAGGAAACGGUGUAACACUUCAUCAUGUUGCGUUCGCAACUGCAUCCUGGUCAAUUCAGCGAAGCACCUCACUUUGUUUUUGUCAGGGACCGUACUCGAUCUGUAGUCAAGAGAUGCGAGUUUAUAGCCAGCAAUCAGCUACCACACCCACACUGGUCAGCUCCUAGUUCACGUCGAUCAUCUCACCUAUACUAUAAUUUUAUGUCCAUAAUCCUGUUAUACCCAGAAUUUGUAUGUCACUCUGGAGCAGAGUAUGAGCUGUUCCGUAACCUGCUGCGACAUUAAUGCUUUGUGAUGUACCAGUAUUUUACCUUUCACGUAUAUUUCUCUUACUAAUUGAGAUAUUCAGCCACGACGUACGACCUCCCUUCAUACUUUCAGUUAUGUCACUACCACUCUCUUCGAGCCCUGCUAAAGCCUCUGUAAUUUGGUUCGUCAAGAGAGAAAUGGACAGUGCCUGGCGAUUCACAAAAUAAUCCGUCAAACCAAAUGAAAGCAAUGAAACUCUCUUUGCAUAACUGCCACAGUUUACAUCCGUUUUUGCUGGUAAUCUGAUGUAUGGGCCGUGGUUCAAGGUAUAAUUUUCUGCCUAACGUUCGUCUUCCACUGCCGGAGAGAUCAUCAGAGACUUUAGUGGCUCAGAAAGCUAUUACACACUCAUACUAGCUCAGCAAGCGAAAUUGUUUAUAUGUAUUGCCGCAACGAUCGGUUCGUGCUACCAUCAAGGAUUAUUCUAUCUCUCUCUCUCUAAAAUUUUUAUCCCUUGCACUCAAUUCCACCAACAAAUUGCCGAUUGCUUGAUGCCUCACGGUGCAUCCUAUUAGUUGAUCCUUUCCUUUAGUAAAGGUGUGCCCAAUUUUCAACAUUCAUCUGUUGUACCACAUUUGAAAAGUUUCCAUUCUCUUCAUAUCCGAGCUGCUUGUCGUACACGUUUCACUUCCGCGAAAGUCUAAACUCCAGUCAAAUACCGUCAGAAAAAACUUCCUAAUAAUUAAAAUUUUAUUUGAUGUUAACAAAUUUCUCUUUUUCAGAAAUGCUUUUCUCAAUAUUGCUAGUCUGCAUUCUAAAUCCUCAUUACUUUGACCAUCGUCAGUUACUUUGCUGCUCAAAUAGAAAAACUCAUCCACUACUUUUAAUAUCUCAUUUCCUACUCUAACUCUAUCAGGAUCGAUUGAUUUAAGUCAACUUCAUUCUAUUACAUUUGUUGAUAUUCAUCGUAUAAACUGUUUUCAACUAACUAUCCAUUCCAUUCACCUGUUCUUCCAAGUCUCUGAUAGAAUUACUUUGUCAUCGCCAACGUAGAGUUUUUAUUUAUUCUUCCUGAACUUGAGUUCCAUUUCCAAUAUUUAUCUUGUUUUCCUUUAAUGCUCGCUCAAUGUACAGGUUGAAUAAUAUUGGCGAGGGGCUACAACUAUUACAUUCCUUCUCAAUUACUGCUUUCCUUUCAUGUCCUUCGAAUUCACUCUGGUUUCUGUAAGAGAUAUAUAUAACUUUUCACUAUCUCUGUUUUACCAUGAGAAUUUGAAAGAAUAUAUUCCAAUGAACAUUGUCAAAACAUUUCUUUAAGUCUACAAAUGCUACAAACAUAAGCUUGUUUUUCAUCAGUCUAUCUUCUUUGAAGGUGAGUAUGAUAUCAUGUUUAUCUAAAUGCCUUUGGAACCCAAAAUGAUUUUGGUCCUAUCGGUCAGUGCAGGCAAGCGCACAUUGAACUAUCUUCCAACCACAUCUGUAAAGACGCCUUUACAAAGAGUGUAUUACAAAUAUUUUUAAAACUACAGGA
Molecule: messenger RNA, 3420 nt
Organism: Schistocerca piceifrons (Central American locust)
Lineage: Eukaryota; Metazoa; Arthropoda; Insecta; Orthoptera; Acrididae
Gene: mah
Product: amino acid transporter AVT1B
Exons: 10
Coding region: 60-1499 (479 amino acids)
Source: RefSeq, a predicted model, not a curated record